AUGGAAUCCAGUUCUGGCGCCUACUCCAGCGCGACUGUCAGCGACUCUAGCGCAACUGUCAGCGCGGGCGGCAAUGCGAGUGUUAGCGAAAGCGUACUACAGUCACAAUCGCGAUCAGAAGCAGAAACAGAAUCAGAACCAGGAUCUCAUGGCACACCACCUGGAAACCUACCGAAUAGAAGAAAGAACCUCUCCUGGAGCGACUUCCAACACUGUGAUUCCAUGGAUGAGCCCGCGUCUACUGCCGAAAGCACGCCACCUACAACCCUUGCCGAAACCGCGGACCUUCUUCGAAAAGAACGCACUAGAUUUCUAAACAAGGUGCCUGUUGACCUGAACAGCACACUCUGUUAUCCUCCGGAUCGGUCUGCUGUCAUUUUGGUAUAUGACACAGCCCUCUCGCGCAUCUCUGCCAACAACCACCUCAACAUCUAUGUCGAAGCCAAAUCCAAGAUCAACAUCAUCAUCGGCCUGAACAAAGUUAGGUGUACUGAUCCUGCUUUCAAACAGGGUAUACUGCCGCCCCUCGAGCCCAUGUAUGCAGGCCCCCGGAUCGAGUACAACAAAGAUCCAUACGGACGCCACGCGCAAUGGAGGCUGAAUGCUUGGAGGAAAGACCGCUGGCCGCUGUUCCUACCGGUAGAGGCCAUGAAGCGUGAGAGAGUUAUGAAAAACAGGACACUAGAAGUAGGAGAGGAGAGGUGGAAGUUGGACGAGGAGGAUUGGGAGGACUCAAUGAGCGGUCGUGAGGGAAUGAAGAUAGUGCGAAAGUGA
Molecule: messenger RNA, 774 nt
Organism: Pyrenophora tritici-repentis Pt-1C-BFP
Lineage: Eukaryota; Fungi; Ascomycota; Dothideomycetes; Pleosporales; Pleosporaceae
Source: RefSeq, a predicted model, not a curated record